This is a messenger RNA of Psilocybe cubensis, 270 nucleotides long. RefSeq lists its product as uncharacterized. The record is from RefSeq and is a predicted model, not a curated record. The transcript is spliced from 2 exons. Bases 1 to 270 code for a protein of 89 amino acids. Lineage: Eukaryota; Fungi; Basidiomycota; Agaricomycetes; Agaricales; Agrocybaceae.
AUGGUAACGCGCACGCGCAACAAAAGUAAAGCGAUAGACAUUCACAACCAUAAUCCUCCUCGCAUAGACAAAAUGAAAAAGGUCGAUCCAGAAAUCCGCCAGUUUCUGGAUAUGGAAGCUCAAGUAGACGAAGGAGUCGAUUCGGAGGAAGAUGAAAGUGCGAGGGGGAAGGCUAGCUUCAUUGCGAUUUAUGUUCUCGUAUCGAUCUAUGCUGACGACGCCCUUCAGAUGUGUUCAUUGAUGACGGUGCGGCUAUGGAGGAUAGUCUAA